GCGGGGAGCGGCGGGUGUUGCGCGGCGCAGCGGCGGCGGCGGCUCCGCUUACUCCGCCGAACCCGGCCCCGCUGGUACCGGCAUCGUGGAAGACACGAGCUCCUGAAACAAUUGCUGACCUGGUGCAGCUUUUGGGGCUAAUUGCAGUGGAAGUCAGAGCACAAGAGCUGCGCUGGGCAGCCUUUCAGCUCACGCAGGGAAGAAGCUCAACUGUUCUGAUUCCAGCCCUUCUGGUGGAUUGUCCAUCUCGGCCUUCACUUCGUGGCGUCAGCCGCUCAUAGAGAUUAAAGGAGAGCUGUCCUUUUCCAAGCCGGAGAGCGCAUCUGCCUGUGUGCUGAAGGCAGUGGUGUGAAGGUGCUCUGGUCAGAGGCAAUCCUAGCUGGCAUCCCUGGCAGCAAGUGCGCCCUGCGAGACGGUAGCCACCACUGCUCUGCUGCAGGAGGAAGGAUUCUUGCGUGCUGGGGCCUGGAGCUGAUGGCAGACAAUGUCAACAACUAACAACAUAGCGCAGGCCCGGAAGCUGGUGGAGCAGCUCCGCAUCGAAGCGGGCAUCGAGAGGAUCAAGGUCUCGAAAGCAUCUUCCGAGCUAAUGAAUUACUGCGAGCAACAUGCAAGGAACGACCCACUGCUGGUUGGAGUGCCCGCUUCGGAGAAUCCUUUUAAGGACAAAAAGCCUUGUAUCAUCCUAUAGCUUUCCUCGCUCUGGCGUGUGCGUUCUCUCAGGCAGGGCACCCUUCUCCAUCAACUGAAACCAAGCUACAAACGUACAACUGCGCGGAGGGGUAAACACUAAAUGUUGGAUUCAAAUAGAACUUAAAUCUUCAAAACAAACAAACAAAAAUUGGAAGGGGUUUAGGGCAGUGUGGCUGCUCCUGGGCAGGAGUUGCAUCAAGAAGGGGCAAAACAAAAAAAAACAGGGGUUAAAAAAACAGGGUUGAGGGGUGGGGGGAGUCUUUUUAAUAGCAACGUUGGAAAUCGGUCCCGGGGUGGUGGAGGCAGUGGAGGUUUUAUUGAAUCCGCCCAUGGGAUGCAAGACCUGAGCAUUGGGACCACACGGGGAGAGGCUUUGAGCAAAGCUCGAAGUGGGUCUGAUCCAAUUAGUUUCCAAUUAGCGCGUCGGUGCAAGGGUUUGCUCUGUUUCUUGAGAGGGAACAAGGGAAAAAAACACCAACCAGAGCACAGCUUGGCAAAGCACUGUGCAAAUGGAUAAACCAAGGCUGGGGAGCUCCCUCCCUGUGCCACACAGCUCUGCUUGGAUGAGGGGAUGGCACUGCGGGGAAACACUCUCUGCAAGGGGAUGGCACCGUGGGGAAACGCUCUCUGGUGUCACAUCCCUCAGCCGGGAGAGUUUCCAUGAGUGGCAUUAGGAAGCUAGGGCCAUGGGAGAGGCUGGGCUCGAGCCCCUUUGACCACUUCUGGGAUUUCUCUCUCCUCUUACCACUGGUUCUCCUGAGCGGGGCUGCACUGGGGGCAGGGGGACGGGGCUUUCCAUCAUGCAGCAGCACGGAAGAAAUCAUUUAAAAUGGGCCUUUUGGAGAGUUUCAGCCCAAAACACUACAAUUGGUGGAUUUACCAGCAUUUCCCAUCUCACUUUUUCUCCUGAGAGUGGCAGGUUAGAAGUCAUUCUGCCCAGUUAAUCUGGGAAAUGAGCGUAAGGCUGUAGAAGAACUAUUCCAUUCACUUCCCAUCCCUUGGAAGUCUUGAAAUGCAAUUGAAAUGGGAAGCGCUUUGUUUACUGACAUUAAACGCAUGUGUGGGAUAACGCAGCGCAGAGCAGCCAAUGAGGAAGAGGAGAGAAGCAGGAGAGCCUUCCUCCCUCUGCCCUUCACGGAGCAAUGGCAGCGAUGGAGCCGGGCAGCUCUGAGCCAGGGAGCUCUGAGCCGGGGCAAGCGGAUGCUCAGAGGAAAGAUCAGAGCUCAGGGAAGUCCCAACUGCGUCGCUGGAGCUGAUGCCCCAGGUCUGCUGCAGCCGUCAGAGCCGCGGCAUCACUCACCAGCUUCCAGCUUUGCCGGGAAAAGGAUGAGUCCUGUGCAUUGGGUUUAGAUGACCGAGCCUGGGCUGCAUCCGCGAGCAGAGCCCAGAGCUCGGUGGCUCCUUGGGAGAUGACAAACGCUCCCUACAGAAGGCAGAGACACAGUUUGGUUAUCCUGGGGUACGCUGGUGCCCAUUCACGGUUAUCCUGAACACAGGCACCCCAUGCUCCUGCCCAGAGAGAGGUGGUGCCAAGUUCCAGGUUUGGGAAGAGAAGCUAAAAAAAAAAUACACCUGAUUUGAAAUCCUGGGAAUUUUCCCAUUCCCCCAGUGCUUUGGAUGUGAUUUGAAACGCCACAACCUUCCGCUGGGAUGGAAACCACACAUGGCCAAGCCCUUCAUGGUGACAGAUCCACCAGGAGCACGCAGCAGAGUGAGGCUGGAGGAGAUCCUGAUUCACCGAAGCCGCUGAGCCAUGCUGACACUUUCCACCGUGGUUCGGUUGGAGGGAGGGAACCUCGCAGCCCAUACUGGAUGCUCAGGCUGCUCCAGGAAGGGCACUGGGAGGCUUUGCUGGCCACGUUCUGGAGGCUGACGGAGUUCUGGGGGCGUGAGGAGCUGCCCAGGGCGAUGCCAGGUCGUGGUCCAGGCUGGAAGGCAAAGGCAGGGAGAGGAGCAGAGCCCGCAGCCUCAUGGCUGGGACCCGGGGAAGGCAGAUUGGCAUCUUUCAGGAGGAAGAACAGUUCGGAGAGUCUUCUUCCCACGAUGCCGAGGUGGGCUGAACGCAGCCGACCUCCAGCACCAGCCAGCCACGCAGAAGGCUCAGCGGUGCCGGUGGAGGCUGUGGUUUGCAGAGAUGCUCCAUUUCCAUUUCUUGGUUGCAGAUAUCUCACCAUUGCUGGUUUUAUGUACGCCAUCGCUUGCCUUUGUAAAGGAAGUUGAAACCCCCCCUGUCUGUAACCCAAACGCCAACCACAGCUCCCGCUGCGUACGUGUUGCCACCGCUUUCCUAGGUCCUUCGCUGACUGGAGCGUUUCAAACCUCCCCACUGCGUCCUGGGCUUCUGACCUGGCACCGCCGUGGCACUGGGUUGCUGGUGUCCCAUAGGAUUUCAUCCCACCCCGAUGGAAGUGCAGGUGGAGCAGAGGGAAGUGGAUUUAUCUCUCUGUAUGGCCAAGCUGUCCCCGGCCCUGCUCACAUCCCAGCUUGGCACCACGUCUGGCAGCCUCCAGCAACCCUGGCACUGCACUGGGAAGCGUCCAGCAGCCCCGUCGCUGCGUUCGGCAGCCCUGGCACCUCACUGAGCAGCGUCCAGCAGCCCUGGCACCACACUGGGCAGUGUCUGUCAGCCCUGGCACAGCGCAGGCAACGCCGCCUUGUUUUCAUUUCAAAUCCUUCAUCCAGCAUAACUCCAUGCUCUCAAAUGCCACAUCCGUAGUGGGAAGCGAGCAGGGUCCUGAGGUGCGCCUGGGUUUUGCCACAGCAGGGCUUUCUCUUCUCCACGAGGGAGUUCCCUCUGUCCUUAAUCUCGUACAAUUCCAGCCUUAUUUUUCUACUCCAGAUUGCUGAUUCUUCCUCUAUGUUAGAGACCAGCGCAUGGUGCUAUAGCUGGUGACACAGGCAAGUGCCCAAGCCGCAGCUCAGCCAGAACCUGCACGGCGGUGAGCGAGUGGCCGGCGUUACCGCAGCAGCCGCAUUGCUGCUCUGCUCCAGACCCGGGCGGGGACUGUGUCCGCCCACCCUUCAUCAGCUCGUGCUGUCCGCAGGGGCUCCUCGACCCAGAUCCAGGCGGGUGCCAGCCCUGCCUGUGUCCUGCGCGCUGCCCUUCCACAUCCUGCCCUCCCCAGCCCCUGGGAUCACGGCAGGGCAGCUCGCUGCGGGAUGCUCUGAUGGCAGAUGCGAUGGAUGGUGGCGUUCACUCUGCUGGUGAACACCACGAGAUGCUGUGCCGGUGAAUGCUGUGGGAUGCUCUGUGGGUCAAUGCUGUGGGAUACUCUGCCAGGAAACACUGCAAGAUACUCUGCUGGCAAAUGCCAUGGGAUGCUCCUCUGGCAAAGCCAACCAGGCGCACCAUGGUCCAGCAAAUCAGGGUCAACUCACCUCCCCCUUAUCCUUCCUGAGUGGUGCCUCUGUGCCAGCGGUGGGAUGGCCAACGGUGGGGGAGGCGGCAGGGGUAGAUCCAGCAUGCGGCGGGAGCAGGGAGCAUCUGCUUGGGUCCCCUGGGUGCCUGGGAAUGGGGGCUCCUGGCACUGGGAUGCCGGCGGCUCCUGGCACUGGAAUACCAGUGGCUCGCGGCACAGAGAUGCCGGGGUCUCCCAGCACAGGGAUGCCAGCGGCAGCAGGGUCCUGCCGGGAGCCGAGCAGGAUGGGCAGGGGGCUGCCGGUGGGUGCUGGUGUCUCUCCGUGGGUGACUCAUUAGGUGGAAAAAUCCUCGACCUUUUAUUUUCUUCUUCUUUUUUUUUUUUUUAUAAUUUUCUCCGCAUCUGAGUAAAUCGGUGACCAUUCUGUAGGUGUUUUUGUAUAGCAUAAAUAUAAGUGCAAAUUACAGUAGUUGCUUGUACUUUGUUAGUGCAUUUGCCAAAAAAAAAAAAAAAAAGGGAAAAAAAAUCACAAAAAAAGACACUUUCCAGGACUUUUUAAGUGCUCCGGAUGGCGAAGGGGGAGCGGGCGGCCUCCCUUGUGCCGCUGACGGGGCGUGGGGCUGGCGGCAGCCCCGGCUCCACAAAGGCCUUUUUUGGGAUGUGAACACAAGUCCCAAUCUGCCCGGCGUUUCUUUUUAGCCUGUGGCAAAGCUGUUGCCAAAAAUAGAAAGGAGAGAGACUGGAAAAAGAAAAGGGAGUGAGGAAUCGUUGCUUCUGUUUAAUUAUUUUGUCUCUUUUCCUUGUCCUCUCCUCCCUGUCUCGGGGACCAUCCUGGCAGAGCUGGGGGACACCCGGGCACCCACCAAUGCGGUGCUGGGCUCUGGUGCCGGUUCCGGAGCCUCCCAAGCCGGGAUCCGAGCCGAUCCACCUUCCUCUGGGUACUUAAAAAGUCAACUUUAUUUAACAAAGAUAAAAUACUGCAGUUACUUCCUUGACCAGAAGCCACACGGCUGAACUUCACGCUCUUCAUUUUCCCUCUCUGGUCUAUGACGAUGAUGAUGAUGAUGAUUUCUUUGCCAAAACUCUGAUCCUGUUGCCAAACGCGAAUCCAGGAUUGUAAUGACCAUAUGUAGGAAGCACUCGGUGUCUGUAACGUAGGCUCCUCAUCCCGUCUGCAUCUUUCGGAUCUGGUUUUCUUUCUGGUGUGCCAUAGGCCAAUUUCUCGCACAGUGUUUAAUAUUUUGUGGAAUUGUUGUUCAGAAGUGAAUUGAUAACACAAUAAAAAAGCUCACUUUUCAUUUUG
This is a messenger RNA of Cuculus canorus (common cuckoo), 5355 nucleotides long. It is a transcript of the gene GNG7, whose product is annotated as G protein subunit gamma 7. The coding region runs from base 485 to 691 and encodes 68 amino acids. Lineage: Eukaryota; Metazoa; Chordata; Aves; Cuculiformes; Cuculidae. The transcript is spliced from 6 exons. Gene Ontology annotation, cellular component: heterotrimeric G-protein complex. Gene Ontology annotation, biological process: G protein-coupled receptor signaling pathway. Gene Ontology annotation, molecular function: G-protein beta-subunit binding. The record is from RefSeq and is a predicted model, not a curated record.